AUGAACUGCAAGGAGAUGCUUCAGUGGAUGGUUCUUGGAGAAAAAGGCAAUAAAGAAAGCGAUUUGGAUCCCCCUUUCCUAUCAACUCCCUUCUGGAAAGGACAUGUUGAAAUCAGAGGCAAGUGCACUCUGAAGGAAAGAGCAUUUUGGAACUUUAUAAUGGAAGGGGACAACGACAAUGCUGAAAAAACCACAGAAGUCAUCUUUGAAGGAUUACAAAUGGCCUGCACAAGAGAGGAUUUCAAGACCUUCAAGCUUGGAGAAUAUAUUUCAACAACAAUUGUUGAUGUUUGGGCGAUGCACUUGAAUUUCAGAUUCCACAGCUUGAAUAAAAAUAAAAAUAAAUUCUGCUUAACAACUAAUGUCAUGAUGGGAUUGUCUUUACAAGCUAUGAGUAACAGAAAUCCGAAGGAAUAUGUGAGGGAUGCAACUGCAAGGAUGGAUUUAGAGUUCACAGAAGAAGGGCUUAUUCAACAUGAUAUCAAGAAUAUCAGCCAUACCCAUUUUUACCUCUACUGUUUGGACUUUGAAAAUAAAAAACUAGGCAUUCUUGAUAACUUGGAUACAUUGUUGAGUGGAAAUGUGCCACUAAAUAACAAGUAUGGCGGAACUAAAGAUUUCUUGAAAAAGGUCAUUGAAGAGUACAGAAAAAUGUACAAGAAACCCUUCAAGAGCCCGUUCAACAAGCUUAUCGUGAAACUGGUGAACAUGCACUGCGCAGAUUCAACAAACACAACGGACUGCGGAAUAUAUGCAAUGCAUCACAUGUCCAAAUAUGUUUGUGUGCAUGCAGAUGGCCAUGAUUACGCAUUCCCUGUGAUAGGCAGUGAUUCGAGGAAAAAGGUCCACAUGAAGAACAAGUUGGACACUCUGCGGCUGAGGUACUUGGCCAAAUUGAUCGAGUCUCCAAUAAACAAGAAAUCAGAUGUUGUCCGAGAGGAUUUGAGUAAUUAUUUCGCUGAAAAGACAAUCGAGUGA
Molecule: messenger RNA, 978 nt
Organism: Striga asiatica
Lineage: Eukaryota; Viridiplantae; Streptophyta; Magnoliopsida; Lamiales; Orobanchaceae
Source: the annotation of a GenBank genome assembly